Gamsiella multidivaricata is the source of this 519-nucleotide messenger RNA. RefSeq lists its product as uncharacterized. The record is from RefSeq and is a predicted model, not a curated record. Bases 101 to 478 code for a protein of 125 amino acids. The transcript has a single exon. Lineage: Eukaryota; Fungi; Mortierellomycota; Mortierellomycetes; Mortierellales; Mortierellaceae.
UUCGUCAAUUAAUUGCACAAGAGGUAAAUUUCUACACAGCAACUGGGAAAAUCACAUUGAACCUGACAUUUAUACUGUUGAAUAUUCUAACUUGAGAGGUAUGUCAUUGUUAUACCAGAUUGAGAUGGAGUUGGUACGACGAACAGAGGAAGCAAAGGAAGCCAAGAGGGGCGCGUUCUUUGGCAAGAGUGGCAAGGAUUUAUCUUUGGAGAGUAGUGCUAGUUUUGAAGCCAGUGCCUCUGGACCGAUCAAGAAUAGGGAUCAAGAUGAUUUUGAGAAGGAGGCGGUCGAUUUCUUUGGACGGGCAAUAGCUCAACCGAAGAAUGAUGGAUCUGGAUCGCUAGAUGGGUCGUUGACGGUAGGAUUGGGAUAUGGAGGAGCAGGCGGGUCGAAGAAGAAGACGAGGAUCUGGUACAAGUUCAACGAGGGGUUCUCGAAUGCUGUCAAGGCGAAGGUCUUUAUUAGCGAGCUGCUGUGAAACCCGUACCUGGAAAUAAAGCAGAGGAUAUCCCUGUGCGA